AUGACUGCUCUUAUCACCGACCUAGACGAACAUGCCAGACGUCUUGCACGUGACAUACAACAGCACUACACCAACGCUCAAACCCGCCUUAACAACGUCCUCAAACAGACUGAUAUCCAACCCAAAGCAGCGCUCUACUCCCUCCUCCUCUUCGCCGCAUUCACAUACUUCACCAUCGCCGUCACCAACCUAAUCCGCGCCCGCAGACAAAACAAUUCACGACCCAGUACGCCCAACCUCGAAAAACGAGGCCCGUUCAAAACAGCGGAUCGCCCUCCAGGAGUAUGGCCACCCUCAGACUUCACCCGGCCUCCGGCGACCCCCUACCCAUCCUUUUCGCUCACUACCACUAAGCCCCUACCUUACCGUCCCUUCCGCCACGGCCCCAAGUACAACAUCACAAUGGGUCUUCGCAACAUGAACUGGGACGAAUGGAUAGAACUCGACAACCAGUACAUGCAGUUCCACGACCUAAAAGCAAGAAGGAUAGAAGAGCGAGGAGCGAAAUGCAUCAAAACAGCCCCAGAAGCCGUCGCUGCCGCAGUGGAACUCCUCGAGGAAUUAUCUUCCUACCUACCACAACGUUAUCCCACCGUCUUCCAGACCAUCCCCACUUCCGAGGGUAUGAAGAACGGAUUCAGGAAUUUGGCCACGGGCGAAAUCUUCGAUGUUGAAAGACUGGAGAGGAAUGGCGUGGAGGAAGAUGCGAUGGAGAUGUGUGCGAGGUUGGUUCAAGACGAUCUUGCUAUUAUGGUGGAGAGGGAAGAUGAACAGUACUACCUCCUCGCUGGCGCGAUACUCUUAGCGGGGUUUUGGAGGUUGGAGGAUAAGUUUGGUAUGCCAUUGUCUACUAUUCAUACUAGUGGGGAUGUGCCUGGGUAUGUUGUCUCCCCUCUUCUCCAUCCACCUCCAUCCUUCUCCAUCAACCCUAGCCUCCCUCAGUCGACGCACGAUUUGCUUACAAUGCUGAACAACAGUUUCAAGACCAAGCUCGAAAAACCAAUGUCCAACUUCUUCCGGCGAAUCCAACCCCAAUCCCCCGUACUACGAAACAACUACUUCAUCCAAGUCGACGACAAUCUCGCGUGGAGCUCUAGUAUAGGACCUGAAGAUACAGAGGGAGAGGGCGGGAUAGGCUGGUUUACAGCGGAGAAGAACAAGGCAGUUGAGCAUCAUUGGUUUAGGAGUGAGAGACAGAGUCUGAGGAGACUCCCCAAAUCCGGCGGCGUAGUCUUCACAAUCCGGACCUACUUCCACCCCAUCACGGAAAUCGCACAGGAGCCGUAUGUACCGGGUAGACUAGCCAGUGCGAUUCGUUCUUGGGGGGACGAUGUGAGUCGAUAG
Molecule: messenger RNA, 1344 nt
Organism: Alternaria triticimaculans
Lineage: Eukaryota; Fungi; Ascomycota; Dothideomycetes; Pleosporales; Pleosporaceae
Exons: 3
Coding region: 1-1344 (447 amino acids)
Source: RefSeq, a predicted model, not a curated record